UGUUUUGACAUUUCAAGAUGAGCCAGGAAGCUGUCAACAUGGAUCCAACACUCUCUCCACCACAGAAAGUCUUUAUAAAAUGUGAGGAUUGUGCCAAAAGUUAUCGAUCAAAGAAAUCUGUGAAAAGACAUGUCAGAACUAAACAUGGAUCCAAGAAACCAUACACAUUGAGUAAAGUAGACAACUCCCCUAUAGAAUAUAAAGAAGGAAAUACUCACAACAAUAUAGAUCAAUUACAAACAUAUGAAGAACAAACUCAAACUGAAGAUGAUGAUGAAAAUGAAAGAGAAUUUAACCCAGUGAUUUAUGAUGUUGAAACUGUGUACAGCUUGGGUAAUGCAACGUUUUUGAGAAUAAACUCUGAUUGUGCAUUGCUGCAGAAACGUAUAACAACUCUGAAACUGACUUUUGAACAAAUGGUAUUGAUAGAAGAACUCUCUCCAGCAAUUCAUUCAUGUAUACAAGAUUUUAAAGACAACAAAUCUGUAAAAUAUUUACAAGAAUUAGGAAAUGAUGUUUUCAUAGGAAUUCAAACACCCUAUGUAUGUGUAGAUAUUAGAAAGUUCUUUAAGAUACCUGCCACUGAUCAAAUACAUCCUACCAAAAUAGGAAUACCACUAUCUUUUGUAGAAUUUGAAUCUCUUGUAAACCAUAUUAAACAUGUCUCUUCCAUUAAAAACAGUCAAUAGAAUAUGUUAUUACCUCAAAAAUAAGUAUUAUUUAAUUAGAUGUAGAUAUUUGAUUUUUAGAUAUGAUAUGUUUGUAAAUGUUAAUUCAAUAGAGAAAUAUGAAUAUGUUAUAAAG
Molecule: messenger RNA, 804 nt
Organism: Pecten maximus
Lineage: Eukaryota; Metazoa; Mollusca; Bivalvia; Pectinida; Pectinidae
Exons: 2
Coding region: 18-689 (223 amino acids)
Source: RefSeq, a predicted model, not a curated record